AUGGUCGGCCGUGCCUCUCGCCUACAAAUCUGCGUUAAGGAACCCAUCUGCUUAGUCUGGUCCGGAGUCCAUAGUAUUGUUGGCAGUAGACGCCGACACGACGAGAAUUUGCGACAACACGUUUACGAUGACUUAAGCGAUGAUUCGCAGAACCCGAUUUUACAUUGGGGUCAACAGAUGGCGAAACCGGAUAAGAGCAUUCGCGAUAGCUUCUUGCCAUACCAUGCUGGAGGCUUCAGUCAUUCUGACUGCCGUUAA
This is a messenger RNA of Neurospora hispaniola, 258 nucleotides long. RefSeq lists its product as uncharacterized. The record is from RefSeq and is a predicted model, not a curated record. NCBI's taxonomy places the organism in Eukaryota, Fungi, Ascomycota, Sordariomycetes, Sordariales, Sordariaceae. The coding region runs from base 1 to 258 and encodes 85 amino acids. The transcript has a single exon.